Messenger RNA from Epinephelus fuscoguttatus (brown-marbled grouper), 991 nucleotides. RefSeq lists its product as uncharacterized. The transcript is spliced from 6 exons. The record is from RefSeq and is a predicted model, not a curated record. Lineage: Eukaryota; Metazoa; Chordata; Actinopteri; Perciformes; Serranidae. The coding region runs from base 91 to 984 and encodes 297 amino acids.
UUGAGGCUGCCGCACAUAGGCUAUAGAAUGAUGAAGGGCGAACUGCAAGCGAUGGGACACUGAGUCAGAUGGGAGCAGGUUUCAGCAUCCAUGCACAGGGUGGAUUCUGCAGGGAUCUUGGAGAGAAUGGCACGUUUAGGCUGUGUUGCUAGAAGAACAUAUUCUGUCAAGGGUCCCCACUCACUGGUCCACGUGGACACAAACCACAAACUUAUCAGAUAUGGUAUCGUUAUCUUCGCUGGAAUUGAUGGUUAUUCACGAAAGAUAAUGUACCUGGGUUCUGCGAAUAAUAACAAGGCAUCAACAGCACUUGGCUUCUUCAUGAGCUCAGUUGAAAAGUUUGGCUUUCCAUUAAGAGUUAGAGGAGACCAAGGGGUCGAAAAUGUCGGCAUUGCUCAGUACAUGUUCACUAUUCGUGGCUGUGGCAGAGCAAGCUACAUAUCUGGGAAAAGUGUGCAUAAUCAAAGAGUGGAGCGCUUAUGGCGUGACGUGUGGAUGGCAGUAACAAGGGUAUAUUGUGAGCUACUUCAUGGUCUUGAAGAGGAGUGCCUACUUGAUCCCUCCAACAGCCUGCAGUUAUUCUGUGCCCAGUACAUAUUUGUACCACGCCUCCAAAUGGACCUAGACACUUUUACAGCCGGGUGGGAUAACCAUCCUCUGCGAACGGAACAAAACCUGACUCCCAAUCAACUUUGGACCAUUGGAUUUCUCCAGUAUCCUGUGGCUGCUCCAGAGAAUCUAGAGGAUUUGCAAGAUCACUUGUUAGACAACCCUGACAGUUUGAGAGAAGAUGCUCCUGCUGCUGCUGCUGCUGCUGCUGCUGGUGGAGUAGUUCUACCACCCAUCCAGUGCCCUCUGGGGCCACAGGCUAUGGCUGGACUGAGGGCAGCCAUCAAUCCUAUCACUCCCUCCCAGGACAAUGGAAGAGACAUUUACAAGGCUGCGCUUGACUAUGUAACAUUUCACUCAAACUUGGCAGGAUAACAUGCAG